AAUAAUUUAGUAAUUAGUUUUUUUUUUGUGUUGAUAAUACUGUAAUAAUUUAAUAAUUAGUUACUCGAUUAUCUUGGGGUCUGCAAUUCGUCGAGCCACUGACCACUCUCGCCAUAACUGGACUGGACUGAGCUGAGACUCUUCAAGUUUUUGGUCUUUGAUGGAGGAUCAAAAAGGAAGAUAUAGCUAUUGAUAAGACAUUAACUACUGAGAGAACUCAACUGAAUCUGAUAGAUUCGAAACUAUGCGUCGAGAGAUCUCGUUUCUGAUUCAGCCAAGAUGCCUUCUUCUUUUCGUAGUUCUUUCAAUUUUCCUCAUAUUCGCCUUCUCUGCUCCUAAAAGAGAGGAGGAACGUGUGGAGAAAGUGGAAGAGGCUCCUGAAAUAACCCAUAGAGUAUAUCUGGAUAUAGACAUUGAUAAACAACGUUAUGGUAGAAUUGUGAUUGGAUUAUAUGGAAAGGUUGUACCCAAAACUGUUGAAAAUUUUAGGGCGUUGUGCACAGGGGAGAAAGGAAAAGGUGUUCAUGGAAAAAAACUUCACUACAAGGGAUCUCCAUUUCAUCGUAUAAUAUCUGGUUUUGUGAUUCAAGGGGGAGAUAUAAUUCACGGUGAUGGAAGGGGAUACGAAUCCAUUUAUGGUGGCACUUUUCCAGAUGAGAAUUUUAAAACAAAACAUUCACAUGCUGGUGUUGUUUCCAUGGUCAAUUCAGGACCUGAUUCCAAUGGCUCGCAAUUUUUUAUCACCACUGUCAAGGCCAGCUGGUUGGAUGGAGAGCAUGUUGUGUUUGGUAAAGUUAUUCAAGGCAUGGACACUGUGUUUGCCAUUGAAGGUGGAGCUGGAACCUACAGUGGAAAACCCAGGAAGAAGGUGAUUAUUGCUGAUACGGGGGAGAUACCCAAGAGCAAGUGGGAUGAGGAAAAAAGAUGACAAAACCUUAGAGCUUCAAGAUUUUUGUUUUGAGUUUCGUUUGUAGAUUGGCUUUGUUAAUAGCUUAUCUUUGCUCUUUCUAUCAUCCCAUCAGUACAUUUUAUACAAGUUUUGGGCUCUUUCUGUUAGUAUAUAUAAUGAUCGUAACUUAUAUAUUAGGAUAAACAAAUUCUAGUAAUCUCUUUUAGUCAUCUAUUUUUUUAAAAUGAAAUAAAAUAACAUUACAUUUUAUAUGUGA
This is a messenger RNA of Humulus lupulus (European hop), 1166 nucleotides long. RefSeq names its product peptidyl-prolyl cis-trans isomerase CYP21-1. The coding region runs from base 245 to 928 and encodes 227 amino acids. Lineage: Eukaryota; Viridiplantae; Streptophyta; Magnoliopsida; Rosales; Cannabaceae. The record is from RefSeq and is a predicted model, not a curated record. The transcript has 7 exons. Gene Ontology annotation, biological process: protein folding; protein peptidyl-prolyl isomerization. Gene Ontology annotation, molecular function: peptidyl-prolyl cis-trans isomerase activity. Gene Ontology annotation, cellular component: intracellular membrane-bounded organelle.